GUUUUCUCUCUGUACCUGAACGUGCUGAAGCCGAAAAUUAAAGUUUUAUCCAGUUUUUACUGUAUAUUCUUAAAUGGCGGACUUUGAAGACGAAUGGCAGGAGAGCGAGCCGCUGGCUGUAGCGGCGCCGCCGCCGAGAACUCACCAUGCAAGGGUGUUCCGCCCCAACACAGGACCAUCCGCCAGAGGUUCCCGGGGCCGCGGCAGCGGCACUGACUUUGGCUGGCGCGAACGCGACAGCCGGGACAACAGAAACACGGGCAAUCGCAACUGGAGACCGGUGGAAGAAGGUAACAGAAAAGUGAUGACCAUUCCGUCUACAAAAGUAGGCCGCGUGAUCGGGAAGGGCGGGAGUAAAAUACGCGAUUUGGAGUAUGAAUCCGAAGCAAAAAUCCAGAUCGGCGAUUCCAGCGGCUACGAAACCGAGCUUACUUUAGUAGGUUCUGAGUCUGCGAUUGCUAAGGUUGAGGAGCUGAUAAAUAGCCUUAUUGAGGAUUACAAGCCUCCACAGCAAGAGAGUUCGUCAAACAGCAAUAAAGCCUCUGGCAACAGUGUAACUACUUCAUUUUACAAGACAAAUGAAUUUGGUGUUCAAGUUAUAGACUGGGAAAAGCUCAAUAAACAAUACGAUGAACAACAGAAAAUGCGUUACGACAGCCUACCGCCGAUUGUUAAGGACUUCUACAAGGAAGACCCACAGGUGGCUGCAAUGAGUCCUGGUGACGUUAGUCGCUGGCGCAAAGCAAAUAAUGACAUACAAGUUAAACGGACUUUUGAUGAUAAACCUGGUUUGCGACCAAUACCAAAUCCUGUGAUAACAUUUGAGCAGGCAUUCCAGCACUACCCAGAGAUUUUGGAUGAGAUAUACAAGCAAGGUUUUACUCAGCCUUCACCCAUUCAGAGUCAAGCAUGGCCUAUCCUAUUGAGGGGUGAAGACAUGAUUGGCAUUGCCCAAACUGGCACAGGUAAGACAUUAGCUUUUCUUCUUCCUGCAUUGAUUCACAUUGAAGGGCAGACUGUCCCUCGAGAUCAAAGAGAAGGUCCCACAGUGCUCAUCUUGGCUCCAACAAGAGAACUGGCUUUGCAGAUUGAUAAAGAAGUAUCCAAAUACAGUUACAGAGGAAUCACUUCUGUUUGCUUGUAUGGAGGAGGAGACAGGAAGGAGCAGAUUAAAGUUGUUUCCAAAGGUGUGGACAUAGUCAUUGCAACACCAGGAAGACUCAAUGAUUUAAUUAUGGCACGGCAUCUUAACAUAAUCAACUUUUCCUACAUUGUUCUCGAUGAAGCAGAUAGGAUGUUGGACAUGGGUUUUGAGCCGCAAAUCAGGAAGUCCUUAUUUGAUGUGAGGCCUGAUAAACAAACAGUCAUGACGUCAGCCACAUGGCCCAAUGGAGUUCGACGUCUUGCAGAAUCUUACAUGAAGGAUCCAAUUCAAGUGAAUGUAGGAUCUUUGGAUCUUGCCGCAGUGCAUACUGUCACUCAGAAGAUUCAGUUUGUUGAGGAAGAUGACAAGGAAGCUGUUCUCUUGGAAUUCAUCCAGAACAUGGAGCCUACAGACAAGAUAAUAAUAUUUUGUGGUAAGAAGGCAACUGCUACACACAUCACCACAGACUUGGCAUGCAAAGGCAUAGAAUGCCAGUCAUUGCAUGGGGACAGGGAACAGAGUGACCGUGAGGCUGCUUUAGCAGAUAUGGUUGAUGGAACAGUCAACAUUCUGGUAGCUACCGAUGUGGCUUCACGUGGAAUUGAUAUCAAAGACCUGACACAUGUGGUGAACUUUGAUUUCCCACGCCAUAUAGAGGAGUAUGUGCACCGAGUUGGAAGGACCGGUCGAGCUGGCAAGACUGGUAUUGCGUUGUCAUUUGUCACGAGGAAGGACUGGGCCCAUGCCAAGGAUUUGAUCAAGAUUCUUGAAGAGGCAAACCAGGAGGUGCCUGGUGAGUUGGAACAGAUGGCAGAGAGGUUUGAAGCUAUGAAGCUGAGGAAGGAGAAGGAGGGAGGCGGUGGGAGGGGACGGGGCCGCGGCGGCGGACGCGGUUACAAUCGCUAUUGAUUUUGUACUCUAUUCUCAUUAACAUUUAAGGCAAUCUAUUUAUAUUGUCGUCUAUUCUUUCAUAGUGCAUGCAGAGAUUAUUGGAUGCGAAAAACACAUAUUAUCAUAAUUAUAUCCUAUCUAUGUAAUUUGAUAUAGGUUUCAAGAAUUUGCAACUGCAAGAGAACAUCUUUUUGUGAUAUUUAAUAUUUAAACUAUUUUUCGCAUGCGAAUUCUACAUGAUGUGAUAUAGCAUCCGAUUUUCGCUGUAAUUCUGGUCAAGUUAAGACUGCACCUACGAAUUUAAUGUUUAAAACAUAGUUUCCACAUCAUAGAACAGCGAAACGCGCAGAUUCACUCCGAAGAUACAUAGUGAGUGAAGAUAAGUACAUUACGUACUUAUGUAUGUCACGAGUAUUAAUUUGUACACACUUUGGUACCAUGUCACAUUAACUUUUGUGACAAAUUGAAGUGUAAGUCUCACUAAUUGUCAAAUAUGUUACUGCGACAGGGUUCUAAAGAGGGUACAGGGUGUUGCUCAUGAUUGUAUGCAUAAUAAUAAUCUAUUUUGGAAAACUGCAGUUCCAUUAGUGUUCUAAUGAAGUGUGUAGGAAUAAACAACUUUUGCUAUGAAUCCUAAGAUUGGUCUUCUAGGUCUAUAUUGGAAUCGACGUGAACUCGCUCUUUGAUGAUGUCGGAAGUCGAAACCUAAACAAGUUAUAUUUUUUAUAUUGUUGUCAAUACUUUAAGUUAAGUUUUUGAAUCUCUUGUGUAAUUAUAUACUGCUGGGCAGUUAUUAUCAUGAGCCAAGUAAAAAUUAGUAAAAUAUAUUUAUUGCUUAAGUUAUUUGAGCUUAGCUGAAAGCAUACCUGGAGAAUAUUAGUUUCAAUCUAUACUUAAUAUUAUAUUCUGGUAAAAUAUAUGUUAGAUUAAGACUCUUAAGAGUGUUAUUUUUAUAUUCUGGUAGAUAUAUACAUUAUCUAUGUUAUAGCGCCUAGGAUUAGUGAUCGAACGUUUAAUGUAGCCAGAUUCGACUCAAUUUAUAAGUUUAUUUCUAAAAUUUACUCGUUCGAGAAUUAAAGCCGCCUUUGGUUUGGUGGUGAAAGUAUUUAACCAUAAUGCAUUUACGAGUUAAAAAAAAAUAAUAAUAAUAAAAAAAAUUAUUUAGGUAAAAUCUACGACACACAUAUACAAUUAAAACAUUAAAAUAUACACACAUAAAAAAAAAAAUGAAAAUGUCGAAAUGUUAAUUAUGGAUGAUUAAUUCGAACUUUACAUGCUAAUGGAGCUUCAUUGAGUUGUGUCCAAGAUAUAUUCUAUCUUACUCCAUUGUGGGGAAGAGGUUUGUGCACCUCAGAGUGGACUCAGUAGCGGCCCUAGCAAAAUAUCUAGGUGGUAUGAGACCUCGAGAGUGGCGCCCCUCGUAAAAUACAGUAUUUUUCGAUUAGUUUAUGGCUGAAAUAUAACUAAUUAGAUCUUUUAAAAAUGACGUUUACGGCCACCCAUUAAAUGUAUGAGUUUUAUGUGGCCGCUAAGAGGUCUAAUUCACAGGGCAGGUGUGCCCAAUCCAGUUACUCCCCUGUAGAUUCGGAGCUGCCAGUCAGGGUGGUCCCGUCUGGUUGAUUUUGGCGCCCCCUUCAAAUACGGCGCCCGGUGCCAUCGCACCGUUCGCACCGCCCUUGAGUGGGCUGGGAAGUAUAUUAUUCAUUCCUUAAAUAUGGGCAUAUUUAUGACUAGAAUUGUUGUAAUCUUCAAAGAGAGAUUUAGGCUGUUUUGAUGUUAGAUACAGGUAAAAUACAAACUAUACUUCAUAAUAGAAUAAUACUAAGUAUUUAACUUUAUACUUGUGCUUAUUCCGGCAGACACAAUCUUCAUUUUAUCAAUCUUCAUUUUAUUUUAGUUUAUAAAAAAAAAUAGGGCCAUCCUUCUAAGUGCAUGUUAGAGAUGGUUUUAGAACAGCCAACUAAAACAAAAUUUAGUUCGUCUGCCAGAAUGCGCAGCAUUGAUCUACAUAAUAUGUAUUUUUAGAUUCCAGGUCAAGUAUUUAACUUAAGACUGACUUAGUUUCUUUAUCCCUGAGAGUAUUACGUAAUAUCAAAUAACAAAAGUACCCAGGCUUAGCCGUAGACUUUAGCCUGAGGUGGUUAUUUAUAGUUUUUAAUUAGAAAUAUGAAAAAAAGUUGUGUUAUACGACUAUUUUUACAUUCGUUUUAUGUAUAAGUUGUCAGCCUCUAUGGUCCUGUAAACCGGCUUGCCUCUUAAAGCACAGGACCAUACUGGGGUGGGUGAGGAGUACUGGUUGGUCUGCGUUACCGGACUUGCGCCUCAGGGCUGCCAGUUCGUUAAAGUUAAUAUCCAGAAACCAGCAAGUUUGCCUUGCGACUGACGCAACGCUAAGCCGCACAACUCAAUCACAUGACCUAACAAAAGCUGGACACUGCUGGCUGGCAACCCAAGCUGCUGGCCAAGUGCAAUUUUGUAUAACACAGUUGCACACAACAACUAUCGACCUUUAAACAAGGCGAUAAGGUUCACCACCUAUCACGUACGUGGGUGCUUAGGUCAUCAUGCGAUGGUCUGUACCUUUGACUACUUCAGUUGGCAAUAUAGUGCAGUGAGCUUACAUUUAUAAGUUACUUUUAGGCUUUUUCAAUGUACCUGUAAAAACUUCCUUUCCUCAAAAUGUAAACAAAUUCACCCACCGUUAACCUAUUACUUAGGGGAAUUAUUAUUGGAAUAGAUUUUAAAUAACUAUGAUCUCGUUUUGUGCUUGUAUUUGACCGCCAUUUUGUAUUUUUUUCCGAUGGCGGAAAGUUGAGCCUAAUAUUUUUGUAGUAAUUCAAAAUCCAGUUGUCUGUAUUCUCAUAUGCAAAGUAUGUGUAGAUUUAAAUCAUAAUGGGGAUGUAAAUCUCACUGGUGGUUCUUACCACAUUAUAGUUGUGAUAAAACUUGAAAACAUUUAUUCUUCUAGCUUCUAAGGUUUGACAAACAAAUAAAAUAUUAUGUAUGGAA
Pectinophora gossypiella (pink bollworm) is the source of this 5044-nucleotide messenger RNA. RefSeq names its product probable ATP-dependent RNA helicase DDX43. Lineage: Eukaryota; Metazoa; Arthropoda; Insecta; Lepidoptera; Gelechiidae. Bases 74 to 2053 code for a protein of 659 amino acids. The record is from RefSeq and is a predicted model, not a curated record. The transcript is spliced from 2 exons. Gene Ontology annotation, molecular function: RNA binding; ATP binding; RNA helicase activity.